AUGGAGGGGAAGACCCGCGCCGGGGUCGCGCUGGUCCCGGGGCCGAGCGGCCGCGGGCCUUCCGCCCGCCGCGCCCGCCGCCGCCGCCGCCGCCGCUCGGGGCUGCUGCUCCCCGGCCUCUGGCUGCUGCUGCUGGCCCGGCCGACCUCGUGCACCCCAGAUGAGCUCCCUCUGGAACAGCACAAUCUUUCUUUCUCCUCCGUGGAGCUCAUGCCGAGGGAAAGUCCUGUGCCCAGCACUGCAUACGUGGCCUUAACAGAAACUGCUCCAGGGUCCCCGCAAAGCAGUUCUCCCCACGUCACAUCAUCUCUAUCCACCACGACUUUUGAUACAGCCUUUUUUAACCAAGGAAAAUGGACCCAAAGUACAGCAGAUCCCAGCAUCUUUGCGGCAAAUUAUGUGGCAGUGACGAGCAACGAGGUCCUAGAUGACGAUGAAAUGGACAACUUCUUGCCAGAGACUUAUUGGACCACCUCCCGUGUGGUUUCUCCGGUACGAUACGUCACAGUCAGUCCGCCAGAGCCGCCCAAAGAAACUUUAGAGUCCGUGCUGACUCCAUCGUUACCCAUAAUACCUUUACAAGAUGAGGAAGUGACGUCAGCCUGGCUAAACACAGUGCAGCAACCAACCACGCGUGCUGAACUCCCCGGUCAUUUCAGUGCUUUUCAGUCAGCUUUUCCCGCUUCUGAGGGCAUAAUUCCAAUGCCCAGUAGGAAUUUGGUGUUUUAUCCUUCUGAUGCUUGUGGACAUGUGUCAAGCAGGACUUUGCCGGAGAUCAUGGCUUCAGGAGCAGAGGGCUCAGGAACCCUCCUUCUUAGCUCGCAGUCUUCUGAGUCCUGGCCACUGGGCGAUGAUGUUACUCAGCAGCCAUCUCCCCCGUCAGGGCAGGUCUCACCACCUCCAGAGGAUGCUCUGGCCACAGAUACAGACAGAUACCCUGAUGUCACCACUGCUUUGGGUCAGAGUCUAGACAAAACCGUCCCUCCAGGCACACACCGUCCUGCAGCUCUGUCCCCGAGGGUCCUUGCUUUCAGCAGCAGCAGUGCCCAUUGGGCUUUGUUUCCGCCUCCUCUGGCACCUGGCUCCUUUUCUGCUCAAUCAGCUGGCAUGUCACAUAACCCCUUUCUUCCCGGCGAUUCCAGUGAGGCAUCAGAAUGGCCCGGCCACUCAGUGGUCCCAAGUCAUGCGGGUGACUCUCAUGUCCGGAGCCCGGUGUCUUUGUUCAGACCGUACACAUGGUGUGUGUCCUGCGCUGCGGUGUCGUCCCGGCCCGUGCUGUCAACGAGCCUCAUGGAGAAGGACGUGGGAUCGGGCGAUGGUGCUGAGACCCUGUCCCCCACCCCCUUGGAAGCCAGCAGCAUCUCUCCACUGAGCAGCAUCGUCACGGACUUCUCUGAAUUUGAGGAAGAUUCUCAAGAGUUUAAUACACUUUUCCCCUCCAGGCCAAUGGUCCCUCUCUCUUCUCCAUCCGGGGAAAUCUCAGCCACCAGCGUCAGUGUUUCAGCCGAGGGGGAGAUGAGCAGUGUUGUGGCCGUGCAGGUGUACCCUCCCCACGGCCACCCCUCGGUGUCACCUGAUGCUGCUCUGGGCUCUGCCUCUGUGGCUCAAGUGAUGCCGUCCAGCGUGACAGCCCUGCCGUCCUCGGUCACCCCCGGCGUCCUUCUCGACUCUUCUUUCCGCAUCACAGCAAACAGAAAUACACCUUCGCUCGCUGUCAGCGGCCCAGGUCUUUUUACGUCUUACAGUUCAGACCCUCCAGCAGAGUCUUCGCUUUUCCCUGACCGAGAACCUGUCAGUUUUUCCCAACUUGAAACUGCAAGUAUUUGGGGUUCUGCAUCCAGCUUUUUCUCUACCCCACCACUGGAAUACAGCAGCGGUAUCCCUCCACCUUCGGAAGUAUUUGCUUCUCCAUCUCUGAAGUCAAGGGAUCUGUCUACCUUUGUUUCUCAGGCAUUUUCCAGCUUGGUUGAGACACCUACAUUGACUGACGCAAUCAGUUCUCAGUCACCGCAGCCCUCUGUUCCCGGUUCCACAAACCUGGAGUUUUCUCAGCCCUGGCCAAGCUCAGACUUGCUUUUAAGCACAUUCGCUCUUCUCCCUGGUUACUCUGCAAUGUCACGACGCUCCAGCUUCCCCUCUGAUUCUCUGAAGUUUUCUGCAGCGCCCACAGUGUCGCUGGCAGACACUGAAGCUCAUUUUACCUCAGCUUUCACUGAAACUACCUCCUCUGCUGAGUCUUCACUCAUGUCGCAUGAAUCCGCAGUCACCACCCUGGUGCCCUCCAGCUCCGAGCCCGUUUUGACUGCGGACUCUCACUUCUUGUCACUUUGGACUGCCGUUUCUACAUCCCCUGUGUUAACUGAACCUUCUCUCUUUUCAACCCCGACACCUUCUGGUUAUAUCAGUGCUGUAAACGAUCACAUGUCUGUCUUACCCUCUUUCCCGGAAGUCACCCCUACCAGCACAGUGCUGGCCACUGCCGGGCACCUGCCGUCAGCAUCCUCGUCUGUUCCUGAUGUGACCCCCUCGCCUCUGCCUACAGAGCCUACAGGUGGUUCGCGUGGGCCGUCCUUCACACCCGUGGAUUUACCAAGGAACACCUCCACUGAACCAAGCGUAUCUGAUGCCAGUGGUGCCCCUGAGAAUUCUGGUCACACUACCCUGAACAGCAGAACUGCCAGUCAGGAUCCCCAUGAGGGCGGCACGGAUCUCCCCGCACUGUCCCUUCAUCCCGUGACCACCCCCACUCCCGAAGCAUCAGUUCAUACUCCAGCACUGGUCACCACCAAGUCGCCAUACGUGUGUGAUAUUACAGUUCCUGAUGCCUAUUUGAUCACAACUGUGCUGGCCCGCAGAGCCGUGCAGGAGUAUAUCAUCACAUCCAUCAAAGAGGUGUUGAGGACCCACUUUAACCGCGUGGUGGAGCUCAAGGUUUAUGAACUAUUCGCUGACUUCACUUUCCUGGUAACGUCUGGUCCCUUUGUUUACACGGCAAUAUCUGUCAUCAAUGUACUUAUAAAUAGUAAACUUGUACGAGACCAAACUCCUUUAAUCUUGGCUGUGAAACCCUCCUUCCUUGUGCCAGAGUCCAGGUUCCAAGUUCAAACAGUACUCCAGUUUGUGCCUCAGAGUGUGGACACCGGCUUCUGCAACUUCACCCAGCGCAUCGAGAAAGGCCUGAUGAUAGCGCUCUCAGAAGUGAGAAAACACCACCAGGGGAGGUAUAACCUCACGGUGCAGAUCUUGAAUAUCACUGUGGGAUCUUCGAGGCUGGCUCCUCACCGGGGCCCAGUGAACAUCAUCUUUGCUGUCAGAGGCUCUCAGGGGUUUCUGAACGGAUCUGAAGUGAGUGAGCUACUCAGAAACCUGAGCGUGGUGGAGUUCAGUUUCUACCUGGGGUACCCGGUGCUGCAGAUUGCCGAACCCUUCCAGUACCCGCAGCUCAACUUAUCUCAGCUGUUGAAGUCCUCCUGGGUAAGAACAGUCCUCCUGGGUGUUGUUGAGAAGCAACUCCAGAAUGAAGUGUUUCAAGCUGAGAUGGAGCGCAAGCUGGCUCAGCUGCUCAGUGAAGUUUCCACCAGAAGGCGGAUGUGGAGAAGGGCCACCAUCGCUGCUGGGAACAACAUGGUGCAGGUGGUAAAUGUGUCAAGGCUCGAGGGAGAUGACAAUCCUGUGCAGCUCAUCUACUUUGUGGAGGAUCAAGAUGGAGAGAGACUCAGUGCAGUCAAGUCUUCAGAUCUGAUUAACAAGAUAGACAUCCAGAGAGCAGCCAUCAUCUUGGGUUACCGAAUUCAAGGCGCUGUUGCCCAACCUGUGGACAGGGUGAAGAGGCCGUCCCCCGAGUCCCAGAGCAGCAACCUCUGGGUCAUCGUGGGCGUGGUCGUGCCGGCACUGGUAGUGCUGGUGAUUGUCAUCAUCCUCUACUGGAAGCUCUGCCGCACGGACAAGCUGGACUUUCAGCCUGACACCGUGGCCAACGUUCAGCAGCGUCAGAAGUUGCAGAUCCCUAGUGUGAAGGGCUUCGAUUUCGCUAAGCAGCACCUGGGGCAGCACAAUAAGGAUGACAUACUGAUCAUUCACGAGCCAGCACCACUGCCGGGACCCGUGAAGGACCACACCACGCCCUCUGAGAACGGAGAUGUGCCGAGCCCCAAGGCCAAGAUCCCUUCCAAGAACAUCCGUCACAGAGGAAGAGUUUCUCCCUCGGAUGCUGACUCCACAGUAAGUGAAGAGUCCAGUGAGAGGGAAGUGGGGGACAAGACUCCAGGAGCUGUGACCGAUGGCAAGUCCCACAGAGCCCCACAGAGUGGGGCAGCACCCAGCUCAGGGAACGAGCAGCAUUCAUCAGCUUCCAUCUUCGAGCACGUGGACAGGAUCUCCCGCUCCUCGGAGGCCAGUCGGCGGGUCCCCAGUAAGAUCCAGCUGAUUGCCAUGCAGCCCAUCCCAGCUCCUCCGGCUCCACACCCCAUCCUGGCUGACCGUGUGGCAGAAACCAACAAAAUUAACAAAGAGAUCCAGACGGCGCUGCGGCACAAGUCUGAGAUCGAGCACCAUCGCAACAAGAUCCGGCUGCGCGCCAAGCGCCGCGGGCACUACGAGUUCCCGGUGCUGGACGAGCUGUCGUCGGGCGACACGCGGGAGCGGCACCGCGUGUACCGCAGGGCGCAGAUGCAGAUCGACAAGAUCCUGGACCCCACGGCCAGCGUACCCUCUGUGUUCAUCGAGCCCAGGAAGAGCUCCAGGAUAAAACGUUCCCCUAAGCCACGCCGGAAACACCAGGUCAACGGCUGCCCUGGAGAUGCUGAGAAGGACAGACUUAUCACCACAGACAGCGACGGCACUUACAAAAGGCCGCCUGGUGUCCACAACUCUGCCUAUAUUGGUUGCCCGUCUGAUCCUGACCUCCCGGCUGACGUGCCCACGCCAUCGUCGGCUGAGCUGGGGAGGUAUCCAGGCCUGCCCUUCCCGGCCUCCCAGUACAUCCCGCCCCAGCCGUCCAUCGAGGAGGCGCGCCAGACCAUGCACUCCCUCCUAGAUGAUGCUUUUGCCCUGGUGGCCCCCAGCAGCCAGCCCCCCAACGCUGUGGCUGCAGGCCCCGGGGUCCCAGCCGGCCUGCCCGUGAACAGCACCCCUUCCCGGGAAGAGAGACGAGCCACCCAGUGGGGGUCCUUCUACAGCCCGGCUCAGACGGCCAACAACCCGUGCAGUAGAUAUGAAGACUAUGGAAUGACACCCCCAUCAGGCCCGUUACCAAGACCCGGUUUCGGACCUGGUUUGCUGCAGUCUUCGGAGCUGGUGCCUCCCGAGCCCCCACAGCCCCAAGCAUCGUCUGAAGCCACCUCAUUUGCUGCCCGAGGGAUCUACUCUGAGGAGGGGCCGUCAGUGGCUCGGCCUCGGCCUGUUGGGGGCACCACAGGCUCUCAGAUCCAGCACCUGACGCAGGUGGGAAUCGCCAGCAGAAUCGGAGCUCAGCCAGUGGAAAUCCCACCGAGCAGAGGCGGCCAGUAUGGGGGGCCAGGCUGGCCUGCCUACGGGGAGGACGAAGCUGGCCGGAGAGAGGCUACACAUGUGCUCGGACAUCAGGAGUAUUCAUCACCGCUGUUCCAGGUGCCAAGGACUUCAGGCCGGGAGCCCUCAGCUCCUCCCGGGAACCUCCCUCACAGGGGGCUGCCGGGUGCUGGAUUGGCCUACCCCACCAGUUCCACAGAAGACCUCCAGCCCAGCCACUCCUCAGCCUCUCUCAUCAAAGCAAUCCGCGAGGAGCUCCUCCGGCUCUCGCAAAAGCAGACCGCCGUGCAGAACUUCCACAGCUGA
Budorcas taxicolor (takin) is the source of this 5814-nucleotide messenger RNA. Its product is annotated as KIAA1549 ortholog. The coding region runs from base 1 to 5814 and encodes 1937 amino acids. NCBI's taxonomy places the organism in Eukaryota, Metazoa, Chordata, Mammalia, Artiodactyla, Bovidae. The transcript has 20 exons. The record is from RefSeq and is a predicted model, not a curated record.